Parathielavia appendiculata is the source of this 1188-nucleotide messenger RNA. RefSeq lists its product as uncharacterized. Gene Ontology annotation, molecular function: protein phosphatase 1 binding; protein serine/threonine phosphatase inhibitor activity. Lineage: Eukaryota; Fungi; Ascomycota; Sordariomycetes; Sordariales; Chaetomiaceae. Gene Ontology annotation, cellular component: nucleus. The coding region runs from base 200 to 742 and encodes 180 amino acids. The transcript is spliced from 2 exons. The record is from RefSeq and is a predicted model, not a curated record.
GCUUCAUCGUCUACCUUCUCCAAAGGUCCGGUUACUGUUUCAUGAGCCAGUAUUUGCUUUAACCUGACUCUGAAAUAGCCAGUUUCAGAAGACGAACCGCCACUGCAAGCUACAGGGCAACUCAGGCAUCAACUCAUCGCGAAGUCUCGACGGCGUAUCUCGGAUACCUUACCUCGUCAUUCAAGGACCGUCAAGCAUCAUGGCGUCCGCCGUCUCUCAGCCACGACAACAGCAAUCAUCACACCCAGCGCCUAGUCAAACCGAAACAACUGUUGUCUCCGCCGCCCAGCAGACUCAGACUCAAACACACACCAUCCUUCGCCUGCGCGGUGCUCACGCUUCGACGGGGAGAACAGUACAAUGGCGGUCCGACGUGGUAGACAAUGAAGGGUUAGGGAAGAAGAAAUCCAAAGUAUGCUGCAUCUACCACCGCCCUCGCGCCGUCGACGAGUCAAGUGACGAAUCGUCGUCUUCCUCCGACUCCCCUUCAGACUCCGAUUCCGAGGGUGAAGGUGGAAAACGGUCAGGGGGUGCGGACGGCGACAAGCACGGACACGGACAUACCUGCGAUGGGCACCAUCACCACUCGCACUCGCACAGAGGGAGGGGCGAAGAAGAAAGGAAACGGAGGAAACGCCAGCCGAGUCCGAAUGCUUAUGAGAAGAUGCCGAAAUAUGAUAAACCCGGCAAGGACGGGGAUGGUGGAGAAGGCAAGGGAAAGGGCCGCAAAGUGCGUGAGUGAUUUUUUUGUCCCCAGGUGGGUGGCAUAACUUUAGAGUCGGUUUAGGUAUGGAAAGCGUUUGUGGAGAUAGCGCAUGGUUUUGCAUGACAGGUACACGGCGUUUGGAUUCUUGGACGGGACUGCUACAACUGAUGGGUAUAGGGGUUGUGGGAUGUUCACUGUGUCGUCCGCAGGACUUGGGUUGAAGUUGCUAUAGCGGAAACGUUUGAAAUGCUGUUCCUGCUUGCGAAAAACCAGGGCGAGAGAUGUCGCUUCAGCUUGAGCUUGAGUCGAGUUUCCUUACGGUCGGGUUCUGGCACCCUGUGCCUCUCCGGCGGCUCACCCGGAGACCGCUCGACAAUUCGCUAUCCACAAUGUCCCAACUACCUCUCAUCCGCAUGUCAUAGAAUUGAUAUUCAUUGCAAAUUGUAUGGAUUGCCUGAGGCUCAGAAUUCUAUGUCCUAAGC